This is a messenger RNA of Dibothriocephalus latus, 510 nucleotides long. The record is from the annotation of a GenBank genome assembly. Lineage: Eukaryota; Metazoa; Platyhelminthes; Cestoda; Diphyllobothriidea; Diphyllobothriidae.
AUGACGGAAGCUACUUCCGACACCCCGGAGUCAAGAAUAGAAGAGGACAGGAAAUUAUUUAAAGAAUAUCUGAAGUCCCUCCUGAAGGGUGAGGAGAAAGUCGAAAUUCUAAAGGCAUUCCGAAUGGGUCGUAUAACCGAAUCAAAAGAUGAACAACGCCAACCAAGACCGUUGAAGGUUGUCCCGAAGACCGGAUUUUUCCCCCACAGAGCGGGAGAAAUUGAGGUUACUCAAAGUAGAACUCCACAGGAGAUGCGAACUCGGCGAGAACAAUCUCCGAAUUCUGAGCGGGGAGAUCAUGCCUGCCCAGAGGUCACUUCUCUGGAGAAGGCCGAUAACAAUAACAGCCUAGUCGGGAUGGACAACAGUCCGUCUCCAUCAGUACCGACAGCUCCCUGCAUGCCAUCUCACGCUAGAUGCAAACGCCUGCAUAACGUGGUGACUAAGUCUAAAUUGAGCUUUCUGCAUACUGAUGCCCAAACUCUUCCCUCAAAAAUUGAUAAACUGUAG